UCUACUUUUUGACGAUCGCUCUACGUUAUCGACGCUUAUCAAGUUCGUCGCUCGCUCCGGCAUCCUCUUAAAGCUUAAAUUUCGAUUAGAGCUUAAAUCUUCAUUGUAAACCUCGCUUUACAUGCAUUUCUCGAUGGUAAUGAUACCGUCGAAAAAUGCGCCUAAUGGAGGUAGUUUAGACGCAUUGUCAGAGGGCGUAUCAAAAUAUGUUCCUCUGAAAUCGUUAUGGAAUAGCCGCUCUUAGGCUUUUCUCUAGCAUAACUAAUAGCCAACUUUAGGACAUAAAAAGAGGGAAAGAGACUAAGAUAAUCCAAUCUCCUUGUGAACAUAAAUUUAAAUUUAAAAUAACUUCAUGUAUGUAUUAAAACAGAUAUAUAUCAUAGAAAACUCUUAACGUUUAUUUCUAUAAUCAUAUAUUAAAAAAAAAAUCAAAUUAAAAUAAAAAUUGUGAUAUAGCAAUUGAAAUAACUUCAUUAAGUUGCUUGUUAUCUGUGUGGGAUGAAUAGAAACUAUGAGUGCAGAUAAACAUGAAGACAUUUUGGAAGGAAUAUUUGACAGACAAUAUAAGAAAUUGCAUGAACUCAAUGUGGCCACAUUAUUGAUAAAAGCUAAACAAAGUGUAAAAGAUGAACUUCAGCAAAUGCACAAUGAAGUACAGAAAAUCUCAUAUGAUAUUCAAGGUAUGAGAAAGGAUCUAGAAAAAAUAAAGAAGCAAAAUGUUCAUCUUAGGGAAUUAACAUCGCUAAUUGAUGCAUUAGAUAAAAAUAUUAAACACCAAAAAGAAAAUGUCCCGCCAGAGUUGAUACAAGGUUACUUAAAUGUAGAAAAGCAAACAUGUUCUCAAACCAGUGUUACUCCUGGUAUGUUGAAUUGCACUAUAAAUUCAACUCAUAAAAUGACAGGAAAAAAUACACCUAAGAUUGCGUGUAUUAUGGAAAAGCAAGAAAUGAUAAAAGAUUGUAAGAGGACUCUUUUUAAUGAGCCAGAAAUAUGCCCAAUGAUAUUUCCUAUCACUACAGAAGAAUUUAGCAAAGUACCUAAGUACAUAAUUGGAAGACAAUCCUUAGAGACAAUUAAUAAUUUGAUAAAUGCCAUAAAUCAAACCUUAAUAGCAAAAUAUACGAUCUUAUCAAUGGGGAAGGCUACUGCUCAGAAAAAGGGUGAAAUUAAUCUAUAUUUACACUACAAAAAACAAGAGUUCGAUGUUCAUAAUGAAAAUGGAUACCUCUAUUUCUUCACAGCUGAAGAUUAUUACAAGCAAACAAAAACUAAACUCGACAAAACUAAAUUAAAUUUGAUAACUGCAUUGCGCCAUUGCAAACUUUUACGCGAAUGCAGGAUAAAAAAUGAAUUGCGUUAUGUUAUAAUACCACAUUAAUUAACAUGACCUAUAUCGUAUAUAUAGAUCUUGUAACAUAUUGUUUAUGUAAUUAAUUGAAAAAUUAUAUAUUAAAUUAAUGUUUAUGGAAAAAUUAUAAUUUACUAAUACUCUUUGGUAUUACUAUCGAAAUUAUAUAUACACUCACAUACACAGUU
Messenger RNA from Odontomachus brunneus, 1536 nucleotides. RefSeq names its product spindle and kinetochore-associated protein 1-like. Lineage: Eukaryota; Metazoa; Arthropoda; Insecta; Hymenoptera; Formicidae. Gene Ontology annotation, cellular component: mitotic spindle; outer kinetochore; spindle microtubule. Gene Ontology annotation, biological process: cell division; regulation of microtubule polymerization or depolymerization; mitotic cell cycle. The transcript is spliced from 5 exons. Bases 512 to 1378 code for a protein of 288 amino acids. The record is from RefSeq and is a predicted model, not a curated record. Gene Ontology annotation, molecular function: microtubule binding.